UGUGAAUCCAAAAAUCUCUCUCUUUCUCUCUUUCUCUCUGCUCUCUCUAUCACUCCUCCUGACUCAAUGGGUCCUUAGCGUCAUCUUUAUUAGCUUUAAUUACUAAGUUUUAUGUAAAAGUUGAAAAAAAAGCAUCACCAAAGCUUGGAAACUAUGGAUAUUCGGAUGAAACGAAGACCGUGGAUCCGAGAGCCUUUAUCCCACCUGCUAAGUGUUGUGUUCGUCCUGUGCCUAAUUCUCCAGGCACAAGCAGACCCAGUUGAUGUUUUGCGGGUUCUCCAGCUUCCUUCACUCCCUGAAGGUGUCCAGAAGGUUCCAGGCUUUUGUGUCUCUCAGCACACUGGUACUGAUCAUGCGUACCGCAUCAGUAAAAAGGCCCAGAUCUCUGCUCCAACCAAGCAGCUCUUCCCAGGUCGUUUCCCAGAGAACUUCUCCAUUAUGACCACAGUGAAGGCCAAGGCUGGGCUUCAAGCCUUCCUAUUGUCCAUCUACAGUGAACAGGGCGUGCAGCAGCUGGGUCUGGAGCUGGGACGCUCCCCUAUUUUCCUGUAUGAGGACCAGAGCCGCAUGCCUCCUCCAGACAAAUACCCGUCAUUCAAAGGCAUCAACCUGGCUGAUGGCAAGUGGCACCGCAUUGCUAUCUCUGUACAGAAGAAAAAUGUUACCCUUCUCAUUGACUGCAAGAAGCAGAUAACAAAACCCCUUCCAAGAAGUAACAAACCAGUGGUGGACAACAAAGGCAUCACUAUCUUUGGUACUCGCCUGUUGGAUAACGAAGUCUUCCAGGGUGACAUCCAGCAGCUGCUGAUUGCUUCCAACCCUCAAGCAGCCUAUGACUUCUGUGAGCAUUACAGUCCCAAGUGUGAUUCUCGUCCAGGGAUUCAGGCACAGGAUCCCAACACUUUUGCUACUGCGAUGGGCCAAAAGGGACAGAAGGGAGAGCCUGCUGUCCUUGAAUCUGGCAUGCUGAUUGAGGGACCACCAGGACCUGAAGGACCGACAGGUCUCCCUGGCCCUUCAGGUCCUUCAGGACUGCCAGGCUCUGUGGGUGAUCCAGGUGAAAGGGGUCCAUCCGGGAGACCAGGUCUGCCUGGAGCUGAUGGGGUCCCUGGACCUCCUGGGUCAUCUAUCAUGCUUCCAUUCAGACUUGGACAAAGUGGUGGGGACAAAGGUCCCAUUGCCUCAGUACAGGAGUCCCAGGCUCAGGCCAUUCUGUCUCAUGCUCGGUCAGCUUUGACGGGUCCACCUGGACCAAUGGGUUUUACAGGCCGAACCGGAGCCCUGGGCUCACCUGGCAGCCAAGGUAUAAAGGGAGAGAGUGGAGACCCUGGUCCACAGGGUCCCAGAGGUCCUUAUGGAAUAACUGGACCUCCUGGUAAACCUGGUAGAAGAGGCCGGCCAGGUGCUGAUGGAGCUCGUGGAAUGCCAGGAGAGACGGGAUCUAAGGGAGAUCGUGGUUUUGAUGGGUUGCCUGGUCUGCCAGGAGACAAAGGUCAUCGGGGAAAUCCUGGAGCAAUGGGACCACCAGGACCCCAAGGAGAGGAUGGAGAGAGAGGAGAUGAUGGAGAUGUUGGGCCCAGAGGACUCCCAGGUGAACCAGGGCCUCGUGGGUUGCUGGGGCCUAAGGGACCCUCAGGAGUUUCUGGACCUCCAGGUGUGCGUGGAAAUGAUGGACCUCAUGGGCCAAAAGGAAGCUUGGGACCUCAAGGAGAGCCAGGUCCUCCAGGCCAGCAGGGAACUCCAGGAACACAGGGAAUGCCUGGUCCUCAAGGUGCUCAUGGUCCCCCAGGAGAGAAGGGACCUACAGGAAAGCCAGGUCUGCCUGGCAUGCCUGGAGCUGAUGGUCCCCCUGGUCACCCAGGAAAAGAAGGUCCAUCUGGAACAAAAGGAAAUCAGGGUCCUAGUGGUCCUCAGGGUGCUAUUGGCUAUCCUGGACCUCGUGGAAUUAAGGGGAUUCAAGGUAUCCGUGGAUUGAAGGGUCAUAAAGGAGAGAAGGGAGAAGAUGGGUUUUCUGGAAUCAAGGGCGAUUUUGGCUCUAAAGGAGAAAGGGGAGAGGUAGGAUUACCAGGUCUCAGAGGAGAGGACGGGCCUGAGGGUCCAAAAGGGCGUGUUGGUCCCCCUGGAGAUAUUGGACCACUUGGCCUGGUUGGAGAGAAGGGUAAACUCGGUGUGCCUGGUCUGCCUGGCUAUCCUGGAAGACAAGGACCUAAGGGCUCACUUGGUUUCCCAGGAUUCCCCGGUGCAAAUGGAGAGAAAGGUGCAAGGGGUCUAACUGGAAAACCUGGACCAAGAGGACUGAGAGGACCAACAGGGCCCAGAGGACAGAGAGGACCUCGAGGUUCGACUGGAAAAUCGGGUGCUAAGGGUUCAUCUGGUGGUGACGGCCCUGCUGGCCCACAAGGCGAGAGGGGAUUACCUGGAGCUCAAGGAGUAAAUGGAUUUCCAGGACCGAAGGGACCUCCUGGACCUCCAGGGAAAGAUGGACUGCCUGGACACCCUGGACAGAGGGGAGAAGUUGGGUUCUCAGGCAAGUCUGGGCCUCCUGGACCACCUGGAGUUGUUGGACCUCAGGGUCCUUCUGGAGAGACAGGCCCAUUGGGAGAACGGGGCCACUCUGGACCCCCUGGACCACCAGGUGAGCAAGGCCUCCCUGGCCCAUCAGGCAAGGAAGGAACCAAAGGUGAUCCUGGUCCCACUGGGGGUCCAGGAAAAGAUGGACCACCUGGACUGAGAGGCUUCCCUGGAGAGAGAGGACUCCCUGGAAUUCCUGGUAGUGGUGGACUGAAAGGAAAUGAAGGCCCAGCAGGACCACCUGGACCAGCUGGAUCCCCAGGUGAGAGAGGGUCUGCAGGUACAGCUGGCCCCAUUGGCCCCCCUGGAAGACCUGGACCUCAGGGACCCCCUGGAGCCGCAGGAGAGAAAGGAGUGCCUGGAGAGAAGGGUCCAGUUGGCCCAGCUGGUCGUGAUGGCAUUCAAGGUCCAGUUGGGCUUCCAGGCCCUGCUGGACCUGCCGGUGUUCCAGGAGAGGAUGGUGACAAAGGUGAGGUUGGAGAGCAUGGGCAUAAGGGUGCAAAGGGAACCAAGGGAGAACAUGGUCCUCCUGGUCCUCCUGGGACGGUUGGUCCUGUUGGACAGCCUGGUGCUCCUGGUGCUGAUGGUGAAACAGGUGCCAGAGGUCAGCAGGGUGCAUUUGGUGCUAAAGGCGAUGAAGGAACUAGAGGAUUUCCUGGUCCUCCAGGCCCAAUUGGGCUACAGGGAUUGCCAGGCCCAGCAGGAGAGAAGGGUGAAACAGGAGAUGUUGGAGCAUUGGGUCCUCCUGGACCUCCUGGACCCCGUGGCCCAGCAGGCCCAAGUGGUGCUGAUGGUCCUCAAGGUCCCCCUGGAGGUUUAGGUAACCCAGGUCCACCUGGAGAGAAGGGCGAACCGGGUGAAACUGGACCAUCUGGAAUUGGUGGAGAGCCAGGAAAGAAGGGCCCAAGAGGAGAACGUGGUGAGAAAGGUGAGGCUGGACAGCCAGGUAUCUCUGGUCCUCCAGGUGGAAAGGGACCAACUGGAGAUGAUGGACCAAAAGGAAACCCUGGUCCUGUCGGUUUCCCCGGUGAUCCCGGUCCCCCUGGAGAAGUUGGGCCUAGAGGCCAAGAUGGAGCAAAGGGAGACAAAGGAGAAGAUGGUGAACAAGGAGAGGCAGGUUCACCUGGUCCUCCUGGUGAAAACGGACCCCCUGGGCCCCCAGGAAAAAGAGGGCUGCCAGGCACAAGAGGACCUGAAGGUCGUGAAGGAGAAAAGGGAGGCAAGGGAAAUCCAGGCGCUGUCGGGGCACCAGGAAAGACGGGCGCUGUUGGGCCACAAGGUCCUCCUGGAAAGCCAGGAACAGAGGGUCUGAGAGGACUUCCUGGUUCAGUGGGAGAACAAGGUGCUCCUGGCCCUGCAGGAGAGAAAGGACCUUCUGGACCCAUAGGUCCUUCUGGUUUGCCAGGUCUGCGGGGUGACCCUGGGUCUAAGGGUGAGAAGGGACAUUCAGGUAUGAUCGGUCUGAUUGGACCUGCAGGUGAGCAGGGAGAAAAGGGAGACCGAGGCUUACCUGGCCCUCAAGGGUCAUCUGGGCCCAAAGGAGAAAAUGGUAUGGCUGGUGGAACUGGCCCUCUGGGACCUGCUGGUCAUCCUGGUUUGCCAGGCCAGAGGGGUGUUAAAGGAGCAAAGGGUACUAUGGGUGGUGCUGGUCCCAAAGGAGAGAAAGGUGUACAAGGUGCUCGUGGACCUCCUGGACCUCCUGGUGAUGUCAUCCAGCCUCUCCCUUUUACGAUCCCGAAAAAGUCCAAGCGUUCCAUUGAUGCCAGUAUGAUGCUCUCUGAGAAUGAUGAGGCUGCCCCAGCUGGUGCCACAGGUACUGGAUUUCUGACUGGCAAUGAAGACAUGGAGGAGAUCUUGGGCUCUCUGAAUUCCCUACAUGUCGAAAUUGAGAGCAUGCGUUUCCCACUUGGAACGAAGGAAAGCCCAGCCCGCACGUGCCACGACCUCCAUCUCAGUCAAUCAGAAUACAAAGAUGGUGAAUACUGGAUUGAUCCAAACCAGGGCUGUUCUCGGGACUCUUUUAAGGUUUACUGCAACUUUACAGCAGGUGGAGAGACAUGCCUCUAUCCUGCCAGGGAAGUGGAGAAUGUAAAGAUGAAGUCUUGGCCAAAGGAGAAGCCUGAGUCAUGGUACAGCACGUUUGCUGAAGGAAGCAAGCUUUCUUACGUGGAUGCAAAUGGUGAGGAUGUGGGAGUGGUGCAGUUGGGAUUCCUGCGGCUGCUCAGCCUUCAGGCUCGUCAAAACUUCACCUAUCACUGCCACCACUCAGUGGCCUGGACUGAUAAAACUGCUGCCAACAGAUAUCAGAGAGCCCUGCGAUUCCUGGCUGCUAAUGAAGACGAGCUCAGUCAUGAGACCAGUCCCUAUAUCAAGGCACUCACAGAUGACUGUUCUUAUCGUAAAGCAUAUGGUAGGACAGUUUUGGAGAUAAACACACCUCAGGUUGAGCAGCUUCCUCUCAUGGACAUCAAGAUCACAGACUUUGGGGAAACCAAUCAGAAGUUUGGUUUUGAAGUUGGACCUGUCUGUUUCCUGGGAUAAACAAGAGGAAUACAAAUUCGACAGAAAUGAAACACAAUAACUUGGAUUCGUUCAAAGAUGCAUUUAUUUGGCAUAGAUAUAUGCCAGAAUAAAUACACGUUAAAAGAAUCUAAGACGUGGACACACACAGACACACACAUACACAUGUCUUUAUGAAGCAAAAUGAGUAGAAAUCAAGGGAAAAACAACUCUAAACCAGCUUGAAAGUGAGAUAAAGAUGGAUGGAAUGAUGAGAAAACAGCCUUGAUGAUACACACCUGAUCAAAGCAGAACACAAUAAAGAUCAAUAUGUGACGAGGCAUAGAGAGUUCUGGAGCAAGCAGAUGGCCUAAAGGGGCAACUACUACAGCCAAGCAAUCAAACUUCUGCCUCUCAGACCACCUCUUUCUUAUCUUUCCUUCUCACUUUUCCCAGGUGUCCUUCUCUACCUCUGUGCUUCAACCUUCACUUCCAAAAUCUCAUCUAAUCCCUGUGUGAUCACUCCAUUUAAGUUGAGACGACGUAAAAAGUAACUUUUUUUUUUUUGGAUAAACUGGUGUCUCCUUUUAUCCUUUCCAUACUGUAAUAAAGCCAAAUGGCAACAUUUUGUACUGUUUUUUCCCCUUGUUUCUAAUAUAUGCAGUGGAUAUCUGUAAAUUGCAUUGCCUUGUUGUACAUGCCUUGUAGAGAUUAAAGAUAGUGUUUUUACAAGAUUUGUGGGCAACCCAUGGACCCAGUAUUAACGCACCUGACAAGACUUUAUAGAGUGAGUUGUGCUAGUUUGUGUAAUACAAGCUAGCUGAAGCUUGGGCCUUUUGUAGUUAUAUAAACUGGUAUAUUUUAUGCUUAAAUUCCCUCUGAUCAUCCCGUCAGUGACCAAGUAACUAUGAUAACUCCGUGUAAGGUUUCAGCAACAAGCUAUUCAGUUCACCAUCACUAACCUCUCUUAUUACAUGUUCAUGGUGAAAAUGUGAAUUAGAAACCAUUUGUAUAGAAAUAUUUUAUUGUAUUUAUUUUUCAAAACGUCAUUAAAACAAGGUGAUCAAGCAGACCAGACACUUUUGCAGUACAAAAUAAAAUGUGGUGUUUCACCUGUCUUUACCUGUUCAUACCA
This is a messenger RNA of Tachysurus vachellii, 6205 nucleotides long. RefSeq names its product collagen, type XI, alpha 2 (gene col11a2). NCBI's taxonomy places the organism in Eukaryota, Metazoa, Chordata, Actinopteri, Siluriformes, Bagridae. The transcript is spliced from 63 exons. The record is from RefSeq and is a predicted model, not a curated record. The coding region runs from base 154 to 5112 and encodes 1652 amino acids. Gene Ontology annotation, molecular function: extracellular matrix structural constituent; heparin binding.